GGGAAGUCAGUAGAAGAAAAAAAAAGGGUGAAAUUAAGGAGGUAAAACAUUUCGAUUAAUACGCUAGCGUCAUUAAGCUGGCUAAUUUUUAAAUAAUAUAUAUAGCUAGCUCUCAUUCGAGAUGUCUGAAAGAAGACUCGUUAAGGUUACAGAAGUGGAACCGGACCCCGGAGACAUCCAUAUGAUGAAUGCCGUAAUGGAUUUUGUAAGAGGAAACUCUCACGGGCUAAACGUUGGAUUUCUUGGUUUGGAUUUUGUAACCCAUGAAUAUUACACGGGUGAAGACUGUUAUGAUGACGGCAAUUAUGAAGACCACCAUGGCAGAAAGUCAUACUGUGGAUUUUCCAGAAACUUCUUAGCCAAACCAAGCCCUUCAAACCAACCCACCUCUGUGCGUUACAAUCAGCCACCUAAAGCACCCUCCAAACCAUCUCCAGUUAAUCAUGCAGAGAAAGCUGCUGAGCUAUUAGAAGAGAAACGAAAGAGCAAAUUAAAGGCUGAGAAGAAGCGGAUGAAGAAAAUUAAACAAAGGGAAAGAAGACUGCUUGAGAAGUUAGAGAAAGAGAAACAGAACCCAGUUAAAGAAGUCAAGCUUGAUGCAGAGGAGAGUAAAGGAAAAGAGAAGUGUAACAAGACUGGUACCAGCGCUAAAGGGACCCUCGCUCAGGGCAUGCAGGACUUGUCUGUUACGGAUAGCGGAGACAGCAGCGGAGAGUCCAGCGACGAUGAGGACAGUGAAGAGGAGAGCAACUCGGACGAACUGCAACUGGAUAUGACCAGCAGUUUUGUAUCCAAGGCUGCUGAAAUAGCGAAGCGUCAACUUGAACAGAAGCCAGAAUGGAAGGUGAAAAAUAAGUGUCAAACGAAGGAGAAACCAAAUGACGAACGGAAAGAUGUACAAAAGAAAUCUCCUGUACCCAACACUGAAGAUAUAGUUAAAAGAAGUACAGAGCUGGCUGUAAUUGGUAAUCAGUUUGCCAGCGGUGGACAUUUUGACAUGGCUGUUAAGUAUUUUACGGAUGCAAUUAAGUACAACCCCGCAGAGUUUAGGCUGUUUGGCAACCGGUCCUUCUGUUAUGAGAAGAUGCAGGAAUAUGAGAAAGCCCUUGCUGAUGCAGAGUUAGCCCUCAACAUGAGUCCCGGCUGGGUCAAAGGCCUUUACAGAAAGGGCAGAGCUCUGGCUGGGCUGAAGAGAUACGACGAAGCCGCCCAGGCCUUAAAGGAAGUGCUGCAGCUGGACGGUUACUGUGCAGAUGCCGCCCAGGAACUAAUGAGGGUUCAAAUAACACAGCUAAUGGAGUUUGGCUUUUCUCGGGAGCAGAGCUCAAAUGCCUUAAUAAUUCACGGGACCGUGGAGAAAUCACUUGAGGCACUGUCCAAAAUAUCUGGAAUCCUCUAUAAUGGCCGUUACCCAACUGCAAGUGUUGCCCAUCCUGCCAAAGUGGACAGUGCCUACAGCGUCUCCAGAACAUCAGCGUUCCCUUCAGACCCAAAACCUCGUCAGGCCCAACAUUCACCAAGCCUCCAGGACAAGCCCAAGUCCAACACCCCUGCAAUGACAAUGUCGGAAAACUUUUCUGUAGAAACUAAAUUAUACCCUAUUUGGGUUGGAAACUUGGUCCCUUCAGGAACGGAGGCUAUGAUUAAAGAGAUAUUUGAGGGAGCUGGGAAGAUUCAUAGUAUUAAGCUUCUGCGUGCCAGACGAUGUGCCUUUAUUAACUACUUUGACCCAGAAUGUUGUGAGAUCGCUCUGAAGUUUCACGGGAUGGAGAUCAAUGGGACCAAGAUCUCUGUGCGUUACCCCGACAGGAACCCAACACACCUGGGCAUAGCCAAGGACGCCCAGAAAGCUGUGGACCUGCCUUCCAAUAGCACAAAGGAGUGCUUCUUCUGGAGGAACCAGGGCUGCGACAGGAGGCCCAACUGCCCCUACAGGCACAUCCAAACACACAAGGGCGUUGACAGGGGCAAGGGCAAAACCUCAGCUCAGUGACCCGUCAACCUCAACUGGCCCACGGUCAAUAAACUCGUGACUUACAGCUGCUGAAGAGGCUACUCAUUCAGGAGUUUAGGUGGUUCAUAUUAUGCUUUUUUUUUUUUUAAGCAGUGUUUCCCAAACAUUGCACACCAUUUUGGAUUGAGGCUCAUUCCUAGUGGGAUUAAAAGGCUUUUAGAGGCCAAAAAUGUUUGGUUUUAUGUACAUGGUUUAUUUUUCAGAUGUAAAUUGGUCAAGACACUAAGAUGUUUUUGGAACAGGCAAUCUUGUUGGGCACCUUUUUGCCUACCCUGUCUACACCAAAUGUUAGCUCUUGCUAAAUCCCAUAUGAUGGAUCAUAUUGGAGAAAUGUCACUAAUGACUCUGCCUCAUCUGCGAUGAAUUCAGUGGUACUCUCUGCUGCCUGCUAAUUAUGAAUGUGUUAAUAUAUAAAAAAAAAUGUGGGAUCGUGUUUUACACCUAAUAAGUAUAAAGUCAUUCUGUGUUAAUCAUUA
Molecule: messenger RNA, 2490 nt
Organism: Coregonus clupeaformis (lake whitefish)
Lineage: Eukaryota; Metazoa; Chordata; Actinopteri; Salmoniformes; Salmonidae
Product: tetratricopeptide repeat protein 31-like
Exons: 18
Coding region: 122-1993 (623 amino acids)
Molecular function (GO): metal ion binding; protein binding; RNA binding
Source: RefSeq, a predicted model, not a curated record